Messenger RNA from Syzygium oleosum, 1083 nucleotides. RefSeq lists its product as uncharacterized. The transcript is spliced from 6 exons. The record is from RefSeq and is a predicted model, not a curated record. Bases 62 to 985 code for a protein of 307 amino acids. Gene Ontology annotation, molecular function: protein binding. NCBI's taxonomy places the organism in Eukaryota, Viridiplantae, Streptophyta, Magnoliopsida, Myrtales, Myrtaceae.
ACAACCAUCAUUCAAUCAACCCUCAAAGUUCGGUUGAGUUGAAGAUCUCCAAGUUUUGAAAAUGACUUCUAUGGAAAAAUGCGGCGAAGCCGACCACGUAACGACGACGGAGGUUAGAGACGUUGCACCGGCGCAUUUUGUGCUCAAGAUUAAGUCCUUCUCUUUGUUCACGAUGAAUGACGUGGAGAAGUAUGAAUCGGGCGACUUCGAAGCAGGAGGAUAUAAAUGGAAACUGAUCCUCUAUCCCAGUGGAGACAAGAGCCGAAACGGAGAAGAUCACGUCUCUAUAUAUCUGGCGGCUUCCGGGAAGAGUCCUUUCCAACUUGGUGGGGAGAUUCACGCAGCCGUCAGGUUCUGUUUGUAUGAUCAAAACUGCAAUAGGUAUUGGACUGAACAAGGGAGAGUCAUAAGGUUUCAUGCAUUGAAAACCGAAUGGGGAGUUUCGAAAUACAUGCCAUUGGAAACUUUCAAGAACCCGUCUAACGGGUACCUUGUGGACGACACUUGUAUCUUCGGCGUGGAGGUUUUCGUCAUCAAGAGUUCGGGAGUUGGCGAAUGUUUAACGCUAAAAGAGAGCAAAUCUUGUAUUCAUGAAUGGAAGCUAGCGAGGCUGUCAAGCUUGGAUGAUGGAACUUUCUCUGAAGUGUUCGCUGUUGGAGGCCACAAAUGGAAGGUGUGGCUAUACCCGAGGGGUAAUUUGGCUACCAGGGGCAAAAGCCUUUCAAUAUUUCUCGUUUUAGUUGAUCCGGGCAAACCGGCUUCUAGACAGAAAGUGAACACAAGAUUCGCCUUUCGGUUAAAAGGCCGAAACAACGUUGUACAUUAUCAGCGGGGAGCUUGUACUGUAUGGUUGAGUAGCUCCCAAACGAACUGGGGUUGGCCUGCUUUCAUGCCACUGGAAGAGGUUCGGAAACGCCUGGCGGAUGAUUCAUUUGUUGUUGAGACCGAAGUCACGGUGCUCGGCACAGUUAGCAACUUGGCAUGACAGCACUAUAUGUACUGGAUGUGUUCAUAAACAGACAAUUACUGAUGGUUGUUUCCUCUUUGACAAUAAUACAUCGGUUGAAUAUGUUUAUGCAUUAA